Molecule: messenger RNA, 642 nt
Organism: Schistosoma curassoni
Lineage: Eukaryota; Metazoa; Platyhelminthes; Trematoda; Strigeidida; Schistosomatidae
Source: the annotation of a GenBank genome assembly
AUGACAGCUUAUAAUGUAUUAUAUAUAAAGAGCUAUGAAAACAAGAAGUGCUCUCUCGAUGUUCUGAACUGUGUCAAUCAUAUUCAGAAAUCAUUAGAUCGUGAGAUGGCUCUUAAAGGUCCUAGUUAUUUAGCUGGAUUAUUUCGUCUAACUCCUCAAAUACAGUCAGGGGUUUUUGAAGCCAAACAACCAAAACCGAAAACAUCUUACGAGUCAAUACAACACAACGAAAGUCAAACGACCUUUUAUCGUAGUAUUCCGUCCAUAUCUGAUGACCCGAAUUCCCAAGAAUCCUUACAAAUAACUUCUCAUGAGGCCCAAAAUGUAUUCAAUGAAAAGAUUCCAUUAUGUAUCAUUACACAAAUUGAUAGAAAUUUACCAUGUGCUAAAACAAUGAGAUCUGAAUAUCAUCAUCAGCAAGCAUCAACAUCUCAUUCUACAUAUGAGAAUAGAGAUUAUAUAAAUAGUUGUCGUUCUUUAUUAUCAAUAUCUAGUAACAGAGAAAUUAGCAAUAUUGCACCAUCCGUUUUAAAGACACGAAAACACAAGUUGUUAGUUGAAUAUCAAGAAGCGUUAGAACCAAUAACUUCUAUUGAUAUCCCAUUGGAAUAUGAAGAGAAACUUAUUUCUUUAUUGAAAUAA